AUGCCGCCCGCACGAGGUGCAACGGAAGAGCGCGGCGCGGGCGAACUUGGGACCGCCGAGGAGCUGAAGAACGUUCCCCUCGUGGAGGACGACGCUGUGAGUGCGGUUCUCCGCGGAUCCCGCGUGUUUUUCCAAGAAGGCGGGGCAGAGGUAGGGGACGAGGAGUGCGUCGUGUUCCUCGACACAGAGACCACGGGUCUUGACCCUACUGCUUGCAAGGUUCUUGAGCUAGCGCUUCUGAAGGUUUGGUAUUCCCCGAGCCAGCGGCGUCCUGUCUUCAUCGACGGGGCCUACGACCAACUGGAAGAUCCCCAGGAGCAGAUCAGCAAUUCUAGCACUUCUCACGCCAGUACCCAAGAGGUUGGCGAGUUUAGUGGGCCAAAUGCUGGCCUGAAGUUCGACAGGGAAGCGGCCCAGGUGUUUGUCUCGGAGGGCUCGUGCCGCGGGCGGAAGCCUCUGCUGAUAGCUCACAACGCCAGGUUCGACAAACGCUUCUGCGACAAGUACUUCCCGGAAUGGUCUUGUGACGCCGACUGGGCCUGCUCGUGCAACGGCAUCCGCUGGCCUCCUGGACCAAAAAAGCAGGAGCACCUGCUCAAGGCGCGCGGCUACUGCUUCGUCGGGCACCGCGCGAUCAACGACGUGCUCGCGCUUGCGUGGCUCAUGCAUCUGGAGCCCGAGCGCUUCAUGGAGAUGCUGGAGUCUGGCCGCCUCGAGCGGAGCCCAGGGCCGCGCGCUGAGCCCGCGCGCGCCUCCAUUGGCCGACCUGUGGAGGAGAGCCCGCCCGAGAGCGGCCACGGCGUGGUGAGCUUCGGGAGGAAGCACAGGGGCAAGGCCUACGAGCAGGUGGUCGCGGAAGACCCAGGCUACGUCGCCUGGGUCCUCGCGAGGCAGGCCAGCAGCCGCGGCAUGCAGGAGUUUCAGGCCUUCCUGCGAGGCCUCGUCGCCGCCCCGGCGGCGAGCGCAACCGCCUGA
Prorocentrum cordatum is the source of this 975-nucleotide messenger RNA. Lineage: Eukaryota; Dinophyceae; Prorocentrales; Prorocentraceae. The record is from the annotation of a GenBank genome assembly.